Dendroctonus ponderosae (mountain pine beetle) is the source of this 970-nucleotide messenger RNA. RefSeq names its product protein takeout. The transcript has 6 exons. The record is from RefSeq and is a predicted model, not a curated record. Bases 154 to 900 code for a protein of 248 amino acids. Lineage: Eukaryota; Metazoa; Arthropoda; Insecta; Coleoptera; Curculionidae.
UCUAGAGGCAAGGAUAUCCUUGACUUUAAACUUGCACUGAACCAGCGUCACUGGGGAGGGGAAAUUGAAAAAUAGUGAAGACACUUAAAAGAGGACGAUGUCUUUUUCUAAGCAGCAGAAGAUUGAAGCACUUGCGCUUGAAUUUGAAGAAAAAUGAUUGCUACGUUUGUUGUUGCCGCUGCCUUAUUGGCGCUCGCUCCCAGUGCAGAUGCUGCCAAACUACCCAACACUUGGGGAAGAUGCCGCAAAUCAGACAAGGACUUUGCGGAAUGCAUCAGAAAAAAUGUGGAGUUGGCCAUCAACAGUCUGAACAAACCCACGCCGGAAUUGGGAUUAUCGACCUUCGACCCUCUGGACAUCCCCGAAUUGUACAUCGGAGCCGGAAAAGGCCCUGUUAAUGUCGCUCAACACUUCAAGAACGUUAAAUUAUACGGGCUCACCAACGCUCAAGUGAUCAAAUCAAAUAUGGACUGGGACAAAAAAAUGUUAAUAUCCGAGUCUAUUAAUCCCAACUUAAGGCUGCAGGGCGAUUACACGAUGAAGGGGCGCAUUUUGUUGCUGCCCAUAGUGGGAGACGGGCCUUGCAACGUCACUCUGCUCAACAUGAAAAUCACGCACUUUAUGAGCUUCGACUACAUCGAGCGCAGAGGAAAAACCUACAUGAAGGUGACCGAUUUUCGCGUUACUAUGAACCCAGAAAAAGUGAUUUUCAAGUUCGACAACUUAUUUAAUGGGGACAAGGAACUGGGGGACAACAUCAACCAAGUUUUGAACGAGAACAGCGCCGAAGUGUUUGAGGAUGUGCGCGACGGUUACGAGAAGAGCUUUGGAUUGAUCUUCAAGGAUCUGGCAAACAGGGUGUUGCCCAAAGUGGCCGUUAAAGACAUAUUUCUCGACUAGAUUCGUUCGAUAGUUUUACAGCGAUAGACUGAGCUUCAUUAAAUUCAAUAAAAAAACCCAUGUCCAGAUA